This is a messenger RNA of Malaya genurostris, 9644 nucleotides long. RefSeq names its product cationic amino acid transporter 4. The coding region runs from base 216 to 2207 and encodes 663 amino acids. Gene Ontology annotation, biological process: transmembrane transport; amino acid transport. Lineage: Eukaryota; Metazoa; Arthropoda; Insecta; Diptera; Culicidae. The record is from RefSeq and is a predicted model, not a curated record. Gene Ontology annotation, molecular function: amino acid transmembrane transporter activity. Gene Ontology annotation, cellular component: plasma membrane. The transcript has 4 exons.
AAUCGAACAAGUUGUUCCUUAUUCAGACGGCUUUGACAAGAGUGAAAGUUCGCACGCCUAUCAGCUGUGAGAUAAAAACUAAACAUACUUUAAGAGGAGCUCAGAUGUUUAGUGAACAGUUUGACUAAUAUUUGAUUAUUGUGUUACUUUUGUGAAAAUAUUGUCCAAUAUCCAAUAAUCGCACUUAAGAGACAGAAUAAGACCAUCGGAGCAAUAUGCCAAGCGCUAGGAGAAUGAUCCUAGGUCACGUCAUGUCUGGUUUGUGUAGUAAAAUGAACCGGACUAAACAGCUACCGGCAGAUUUGAUGGAAACUCCACUAAACCGAUGUCUUAACACAUUCGACAUUACUUUGCUAGGAAUUGGCCACAUGGUUGGUGCCGGUGUUUACGUUCUAACAGGAACAGUAGCACGUGAGAUGGCUGGCCCCGGGAUCGUACUAUCUUUCAUAUUGGCUGGAAUGGUUUCUAUGUUGGCGGCUCUGUGCUACGCUGAAUUUGGAACAAGGGUACCGAAGGCAGGAUCAGCAUAUGUUUAUACGUAUGUAUCAAUUGGCGAGUUUUGGGCGUUUAUUAUCGGAUGGAACAUCAUAUUGGAACAUAUGCUCGGAGCUGCGUCGGUGGCACGUGCCUGGAGUGGUUAUGUUGAUUCAAUGCUGGGAAAUAUCGUAGCCAACACGACACUGGAAUUAACAGGAGAGAUGCAUGAGCAGUUGUUGGCAAAAUAUCCGGACUUCUUGGCAUUCGCUGUAUGUUUGAGUUAUGCUAUUGCUCUGGCAGCUGGCGUGAAAGCUACCGCUAUGAUUAACAGUGUCCUUACGAUGGUUAAUGUUGCCGUUAUGUCACUAGUUAUCGUGCUUGGAUUUUGGUACGCUGAUCCCGGAAAUUGGUCAAUACCAGAUCAAGGAUUUCUGCCUUAUGGAUUCGGAGGGGUACUAGCGGGAGCUGCAACUUGCUUUUAUGCAUUCGUUGGAUUUGACAGUAUCGCCACAUCCGGUGAGGAGGCUAAAAAUCCGAGCGUGUCAAUUCCGCUGGCUACAAUUUUAUCACUGUGUAUCGUCACCAUCGGUUAUUUAUUAGUGAGCGCUGCGUUAACAUUAAUGAUCCCAUUCAAUGAAAUCAAUCCAGCGGCUGCGCUUCCUGAUGCCUUUGGAAUUCGUGGAAUUUCGUGGGCGAAAUAUGCUAUUUCUACUGGUGCAAUAUGUGGCAUGACGACUACACUGCUUGGGUCAUUGUUUGCUCUACCAAGAUGUCUGUACGCGAUGGCAAGUGAUGGUCUAUUGUUCUCAUGCUUCGGAAAGGUCAAUACCAAGACUCAAGUACCAUUGCUAAAUUUGGCUGUAUCUGGGAUCUGCUCCGCUUUGCUGGCUUUGUUUUUUGAUUUGGAAAAACUAGUAGAAUUCAUGUCUAUUGGAACUCUUCUGGCGUACACUAUUGUCAGUGCUAGUGUCAUUGUUCUUCGUUAUCGUCCGAUCUCCGUGGAGGAAACAGUUCAUUUGGCACCCGACACUCCAGGUACGGACGAAGAAGAAGGAGUAUCUUCAUCGUCACAAUCAAGCGCCGUUGAUCCAUCUUCGCCAACUAGUGAAAUGCUUGAAAUAGCUUUAGCGGGACGACUGCGGCCUCAGUUUCGCUGGUUGGAACCCGUAUUGGGACGGUGUGAACCAGGUGUAGCUUGCUCUGGAGCAGUGCUACUAUUCUGUGUUCUCAGUGUAGCGAUUUGCUUUCAACUGCAAGCAUCUUGGGAUGAACUGUACAAUGGAACUUGGUGGGCUUUGGGUUUAUAUGGAUUUCUGCUGUUCUGUUUGGUGGCAUGUGUUGUAGUUAUGAGUGCUCAUCAUCAAAAUACCCGGGGACUUCAGUUUAAAGUACCACUUGUUCCAUACAUUCCAGCAUUGAGCAUAUUCUGCAACGUAGAACUAAUGGUGCAUUUGAGUUUUCUGACGUGGCUUCGGUUUUUCAUCUGGCUUACGAUUGGAAUGUUGGUGUAUUUCUUGUAUGGUAUUCACAAUAGUAAAGAAGGCGAGUUGGGAACUUCUUAUUCCAUGCUGAUGUCUACCCAGGAAUCGGUCCGUGGAUGGGGUGCUACAAAAUCGGCUGGUCUUACCACAGGUUCUUGUGUUACCGUUACUAAGAUAGUGAAGGGUCGCGUUAGUCGGAAAAGUGUUGAUAAGCAAGCAAUCGUCGAUGAUGACGAUGAUGAUUCUUAAGAUGUUAGAAGAGGAAUCUAAAGGCACGAGAAAGGGAAAAUCUUACAUUACGCUUAUUGGUUGCACAGUUUAUUAAAAGUAUUAUGUGCAGUAUUUUCUACGCUUAGAAAUUUAGAUGUAAAUGCGAACAAAGAUGUUGCAGCAUGUCACGAAAUCCAAUCCGCGUAUCAUUUUGGUUACAGUCAUUCAAUCUCAUCUGCUUAUAUUCAAUAUUAAUUUGUGCUUCCACAAUUAGAGUUUUUAAAUCCCACUGACUACAAUUUUGAGAUAAGAAGUAAUUACGAUAUCCAGACUGUUCAAGCACUUCUACUGCGGAAAAUGAGUGUUAGUGUGCUAAACUUUAAGUAGAACCAAUUAGAAUGACUUUAUUAUAAGACGCGUGUUUAUUGAUUGCUAUUUUAUGCAAUGUGUUCAUACGUAUUACACCCUGAUAUAGUUUAAUCUCAUCAAAGAACUACUUAUUGUAAUUAGUUCACCACGAGAAAUGAAAAUUAAUUCGGAUAAAUCAAUGAUCAAGUCUCACAAUAUAUUGACAUGUGUUUAACGUAAACAUAUCACUCAUUUACAUCCCUAUCCGGUAUUUCGAUUAAUCGGAAUAUUUCGAUCGAAUGUAAAAAAUUGCUUACUGUGUUUCGAUCGAGUGAUGAUUUUGUACUAAAAACUCGAACUCAGUUGUGAUGCAGAAAGCAAAUUUCACAUUCCGAUUCGAUCGAAAUACGAAAUAAGAGUGUUAAAUUCGUCAUUUUCGUAUGCAAUUCUACAUAAUCAAUUAUUCAUUAUUAAACAAUUUUUAAAAAUUAACAGUUGAAAAGUUACAAAAUCAGGAUCGCCUUGCUCCGAUUUGGAUUAAACUUGGCACACACCUUCAGUAUGACAAACCAUUCACUUGGGACGGAUGGAGAAACUGUUUUGACUCGAGACUCAUCUAUGAAAAGUGGGAAUGCAUUUUUUCAUGAAAAUUCAUUCCAAAAUCAGGAUCGCCUUGCUCCGAUUUGGAUUAAACUUGGCACACACCUUCAGUAUGACAAACCAUUCACUUGGGACGGAUGAAGAAACUGUUUUGACUCGAGACUCAUCUAUGAAAAGUGGGAAUGCAUUUUUUCAUGAAAUUUCAUUCCAUUCAUUUCGUUGUAAAUUGGAACUUUUAUUGGCUGGUGCCGAGAAAGAAGUGGUAGGAAAUUGAUUGGGUAUUCUAAAAAUCUUUCAUUUUUCAAGAACUUAAAAAUUGACUGAAAAUCAUAAUUACGAGUUACAGUAGAAACAAGUUUUUUUUACGUUUCACUUUCAGCUCAUCAGUGCGUCAGCAGUUUAUGUUGAACUGCUGACGCCACCUAACGGUUCAACAUAAACCGCUGAGCAGACGUAAAGUUAAUGCUAUUUACAUAUACACUUAUCACACCGAAGUGCUAUGUCUUUGCUGACGUGCCGAAUGAAACGAAACUAAGUGACGACGUUCUGGCCGUCAACAGAUAGUUAUUUAGGGGCUUGGUACCGCAUGGGUACCGGGUUUGUGCUAAGUUUUAGUUAUUUCCGAGUUAUUCAUGUUCUUGGUAAAAAACAGCCAAUUAAUUACUGAAAAACGAUUUUGCUGAUCAAAAGCAAUACAUUUAUUAAUUCUCUCGAAAUUUUGGAUAUGACUUAAAAAAAUUCCUAAGCACGGAAGCAGUUAACUAUACAAAUAACGGCGGAGAGGAAGAAGGAAUCGUUCGGGCACGCUUAAAAAGAUGUACAUUGAGGAAAAAGUCGAAUAUAUUUUUUGAGAAUUUAGGAAGGAUUCGUAGUGUCAGUAGGAUCGUAGUACCAGCCAUGCAAUGGGUCUAUACACUCUGAAUCGGCUGCGAAAUCUGUGGAAACAGAAGGUCAAAUUCCACUACAGGAAUGUAAUACCAAGAUUUUUUUUAUAUUUUUUGAGAAUUAAAAAAGUAACCGUAAAAAUCAAAUUAUAACUAAAACGUCUCCAUAUUUUUAAGAAUAAUUUCAUUUCAUACUUUAACUUAAAAUUCACAUUUGUUGUUCAUUAGAUUAAUGUUAAUAAGUAAAGAAGUUUCAACUGAAAUAAUUUUCAGGUUUUUUAUAGCUGUGAGUUUCUGAUGAAAAGUAUUCAUUUAAACAAUAGAAUAUUAUUCUACACUUACAAUUAAGAAAUUUAGCCCUAGUUGUCUUCUUGCGAAAAGUACCCGGUUUCGAUAUAUUUAGACAUGAAAAAACUCAGGUGUUAAAUUAACUUAAAAAACUAACAAAUGUGAAUUUGAAGUUUAAGUUAAAAUAAAGUUAUUCAAAAAAAAUGGAUGAGACGUUUGUUUUCACUUUAACUUUUUCAAUUACUAUUUUGAAUCUUAAAAAAAACAUUUUACUGUUUUUUCCAGUGUAUAUUUUUUAAGACUGCUCAAUUGAUUUCAUACAACUUUUUCGACUUCAUUUUUGUAUAAUGUUAAUAGAGUAAUAAAAAAGGUGAAAAAAGUGCAUAGGAAAAAUCAUUCGUCCCUUUUAGAAGUUGGAUUGGUUGGAGUUGGUUCAUCCGGCAAAAAUAAAUGGUUUGGCUCAUUAAAGACGUGUGCAAAGUUUCGUUCAAAUCAAACUAUGUUAAGUCUAAUUCCCCUGCUAUAUAUUUCUGGAACUGUUCAUUUCCAAAUAUUACAUUUUGUGAAGUGGUUUUCCAAUUCCAUAAUAGAGAACUCUAGACGCCAGAUUUCAACAUUCGAAUGAAUAAAAUCGGUUUUUCGAUUUCCGGCUCAGUAAACACUGGAAGUAGUGAUUCGAAAGACUUCGAUGUGAAACUUACAUCGAUUGCUCAGAGACAGAUGAGCUGAUUUUUACAAAAUUACACUCAAAUGAAAGACUCUGCAUCACCGCUAUUGGCUGCAUUGAAUUUUUCUGUAUCCAACUUUUGGUUCCGGAAUUACACAUGCAUAACGCAAUAAAUGUACGAAAAGGUAUCAAAACAGUUCAAAUUUGUUGAUUAUGUUAGUAGACGGUCAAUCGAAAAUAUAUUAUUCAUUUUGAUCCUUCGUUUCUGUUUCCGAUAUAGAUAACUCUGAAAAGAUCCGUUGCGGUUUAUAAAUUAGUAUCAAAUUUGUGACCUGGUUGGAAUGGAGAUUUUUUCAGCUACUUAGGGUAGCAUAAUUAGAAAAGAGAAGAGAAUAUUUCAUUUCAUUUUCCAAGGGCAUUUAAUCGAACGUCGUGAAUAUGCCCAAACACUCAAACACAUCGAAAUAUUUGUACGGAAAAUCAACGAAGAGCUCUGAAGAAAUUAAAAUGAAAUUUUCUCUUUCUAUUUCAAAAAAUCAAAUGCAUUUAGAAUUGUCAGAUAUUAGGAUUCCAGAGAAGACAUUCCUGAAGCCCCAAGCUAAGACUUAAAUGAAAGCUAACGGAUUCUAGUUGUGGUCAGCUAUAGUCAGCUAAAUAAAGCCUAUGUGACUAUACUUGAAAGGUUCGAAACUAAUGUGCCUGGUAAGAUCAAAUUGUUUUCAUUAAUGAUCGCCGGUCGAUUGACGGUAAUUGAAAAUUGCUUUGACCAGAGUGACCAUACAUUAUCGGAUCUGAAAACCAAGGAAAUGUCUUUGAGAUUUUAUCUAUUCGAUUUUUAUAUAUUCAACAUACUCAAAGACUGUUUUCAAAUUUCAUCCUCAUUUGUGUCCCGGUUCUAGAGUUAUGAUAAUAAUAAGUGCGGAUUUCCUCACAAAUUUAUGAUCUGUUCACCUAUAAGCUACCUAUAAGUAGUCGUUUUAGGUGAAUAAUAACUAUACUUAUUGCAACUUUUGUUAGUUUGUUGUCUAAUAAGCCCAAAAAACUGAUUGUUUCAAACCAGAAUAUAAUUAAUGUAAAUUAAAACGUUGAUUUGCACUGAGAACGAUAUUUCCAUUGUGUUUAGAAAACUAAUGAACAAUGCUGUAGAUAUGGGAUUACGUAUUUAAAAAAUGUUUGUUCUGUAGGAAAUCUCUUGUUCUAAAUGUGCCUAGUUACUGUCAAUUGAUUUCUAAAUCGUUCAAUAUCCCCAUAUUGAUAGAUAUUUGGAAGAUUCGUUAGCAAAGAAAAAAAAAUAGUUUUUUACUCAAAGUCGUUCUUGACAUUUUCUUCAAAAAAUGGCAGUAUUAUUGAAAGCGUAUGUGCUACUUACAACUAUUUUCUCAUCUUUCCAGCAGCAUAGGAUACCUAUUAAAAUAUAUAUUGUAUGUAAGUUGUCAAAAUAAACCAGAGAAAAUAUUAUUUUUAAUAUAUGACACAAUGCUGCACUUAGUAAUGUAUUACACCAUAUAUACAUAAUUUGCAACAUUUUUACAAGGGUAGACAAAAAUUAACUGAUGAGCAUCGUACACGCUAAACUGGAUUUGUAGAAAGAUAAUCUUGAACUUGGUACGAUUUACUGGAAAGUAAAAGCAAACCAUCAUCUUGUUAAUCUCAUCUACUCAUAACUGGUUAAAAACUGUCUCUAUAAUUUACCUAGACUCUGAGUUUGUGCCCUUUCCUUCAAUCUUGAGUGCAUUCUAAUUAGAAUCCAGGCAAAUUGUUGAUAAAGUUUUUAACCAGUUAUGGAUAGAAGCAGGCUUCAAACUUACUGUGGGUUCAUGUUCAAGUUUAUUCCGAGCACUGUUUUUGAACGAACACAGUACGUACAUUGGUUCGUGUACGUACACCGGGCACAUGCUGGGUAUAGUUGAACCAAUGAUAGAGGAAAGAUAGAACAAAGCAAAAACAAAACAAGUUCGGUAGUAAUCAGAGUAAGAGAGGGGUGACUAUAAUAGGAGCGAAACAAACCUGAGGAUGUUAGUUUUGAAGUUUAUUUACAUUUAUUUGGCAAAGAAGAAAUCCAAUAGUGUUUCAAAGUUGUUUAAUAUUAGUUUCGAGUUGGUUCCAUGUUUUCCGAUUUUUUGGAUCUUCUAGAACGAUCUAAUUCUUAUUUUAAUCAUUAUCACAUACAAAACGGCAGCGAGUUAGGUAGAUGUUGAUUCUAAAACGACAUAUUUCAUGUUUUCACAUCAAAAACUCAUUUGUAGAUAUUGCUAAUAUACUUGUCGAUGGAUAGUUUCCGGAAUGGACAUUGUGAUAAUCUAAAAUCACUGUUCAUAUUUAUAGCAGUAGGCGUAUAUCGAUAGUAGAGCAGAAUUCCCGCGAGCGCGGAGUUCGGUGUUUAUUUGGGAAGACUGGGUAGAAGAGAUAAACAAGAUGGAGAUUUGCUGUUACUUUCCAGUUAAUUUCAUGAAAUUCAAAAUUGUUAUUUACUAACACUCUGAAUACUACAGAAGUCCCAUGCCCACACAAAGGAAUUUUGGUCGCAAUCAAGAUUCGAAUAAGUGAGGUAGAAACAGGUAGGACAAUCAUAACACUUUUUCAAGCCAAGCAAACCGCGUACUUCCUUCCGUCAUAGCCUUCAAAUUAGUUAUCAUUGAACUAAAACAUGUUUAUUCUACAUGGCACAGCAAGAAAGCACCACCUGUUUAUACCUCAUUGGAUUUGAUUAGUAUCGCUUCAAAUGUCGCGCUCACUUAAAUGAGCCCUUACAAUUUAUAAUGGUGCUAUUGAUAAAUAGCAACGAUUUCAAAUACAAAUAUAAAUUAAGGCACAAAUCUUCAAACAACCAACUGUUAGUUCAAUACGACGAUGUUUCAUUUAUUUCAAUUUUGUUCCUAAAAAUCAAAGUAUCAAAUUAUACUAAUAGAAUACUUCCAUUGCUAAUGAUUGAUUGCUUGUCAUACUAGGAGCACAUAUCUCGCUUUUUUGUUAUAACCUUGUAUGAACUUCCUGUAAACUUUGUUAAUCAUAAUAGUAAAGAGAAAAGUUUUACUUUUAUCUGAAGUUAAAAUUUCACAUAGAUCGCCAAUUUAUUUAGGAGUGAACGAUAAAAGUUAGUUUCUUGGCCGUUAUCACAGGAAAAUCGAAAAACUAGAGAUUUAGGAAGACGGGCAUAGCAAGAUGGGUAAGUUUGUCGCAUCGCUCGUAGUCUGUUUGAAUGGCUAAUGGCCAAAAUGUUUAAAUAUCUUAAAUCGAUAUAAAUGAGGAUUUUUUAACCCCCUUUCCAUUUCAAACAUUUCCCCUCAUUGGCAAGCCUUUCGGGAACAUUUGUUUGAGUAGUUUGUGGAAUUUUCGCGAAUUGUUUCUGCUAUUGCCAGGAAUAUUUAUUCGGUAUAUCUUGCAAUUUACAAUAUUCAAUUUCCUUUGGUAACAUCGGACGCUCUUUGUCUGUCACACGAAAAUCGCCAAUUUUUAGGCGAAUUUUCAAGCGAUCGCAAGUGCUCUAAGAUGGACAAUGUUUCCUGUAAACUACCCUAAACUAUGCGAUAACCUAUUGUCUUGAAACGAACAAUAACCGAAAACAGUUGUUUAGUCAAAAACAUUUUUCUUUUAAGGCAUUGUGUAAACCUUCAAAUCGAUAUACUUGAUCAUUUCAGUUGGUGUUGAUCGAUAAUGAAUGUUAUAUGUAUGUUCAAAUUGACAAGUAAUUAGUUAUUGAAGCCGAUUAGUAGUAAAUUAAUUUAUAGUUGGCCUUCAACUAUAUAACUAUAUUUACCCAUCUCAUGUAACCACCUAUUAGUAAUUAAAAUGUACCUCGAGAGCAUAACUUCUUAAUUGUAAACUGUUAGAUUUAUUUGAGUGAAAACUGCAUUUACAAACAUGUGCUAAUGCUCGGAGCUAUACAGAACCAAAUUGAUGCAAACUAUAAUUAAUAAAUGCUGGAUUAUUUUAAAUAAAACACAACAUAUGAUAAAAAACAGUAACACACUAUGCGUGAAUGGUAGCUUUCUAUAAAAAUAUUUCUGUCAGCUAAGAGUCUGAAAUUUAUAGCAAAUAAUUAUUUAAAUGAUAGAGAUACUAUUCAUAUUACUUUUUAUUGUUAGAAUAUAAAGAAAAUUGAUAAUAAAAAGAAAAUAAUAGCAUUACCUGAAUCAUCAAAACAAAAUAUACAUUCCAUCGCAAAGAAGAAAAAGAUGAAUGAAUUUAUUAUUAGAUUUUGUCCAACAAUUCUGAUUGAACAAAGAGAAACAUGACCCGAGCUUGCUGGGAACUAAAACAGCUCGUGUAUCGUUCAAAUUUGUCGAAUGUGUAUUAUGAAGCCUUUGUUACCAUCUAACAGAAAUAACUUGGAGCAGACUAAGACUUUUUUAAGUUUACUGUUUUUUACGGAUUUUCAUAGUAUCUUAUAUUAAAUACCCAAGACCAACAUGCACGAUAUUCUGUAUUGCAUGCUAUUAUUUGUCCCUGUCUGGCGUAGACGUAGAACAUAAAGAUAAAGAUCAAUUAAUAUGAAAUAUCAGAUGGGUAUUAUGUAACCACAAUAUUUGAAUAUUCUAUCAUUAAAGCAAGUACGAUGGACAAUGGUCAUAGUGAAAGUCGCAUUAGGCAUACAUGUAACUAUCACAAACACAUAAUCUGACUACAAACACACUGCUACAAAUCUAGUGUAAUGGGAACUCUAAAAUAAAUUAUAUACUUAUACAGAAA